GAAGAGGCGGAGAGGAUGGCGUUCGAUAGGGAGUCGUUCUCUCGGUUGCUCCGAAGGGUGACACUGGCGGAGGCGCGGCUGUUCGGCAAGAUGGCUUACCUCUGCAGCCUCGCCUACAUCACUCCAAAUAUCAAGCCAAAAGGCCUCCUUAAGCGCUAUGCUUUGCGGUUCGUUACCUCUUCAUUUGAUCAAAGAGGGAAGUCUUCAGCUUCUGAUAAAAAGCAGACUCCAGUUCAGGAUCAAGAACUCGAGGAGAUCAGUCAAGCAGAAGGGAGCAAUGAAACGAGGCAAAAUAGUAGUGAAAGGAAGGAAAAUGGUACUGGUAUAAAUGAUUUUGUGGCUUAUCGAAUUGCAGCUUCUGCUGCCUCCUACUUGCAGUCCAAGACACUGGGCAUUCUUCCCUUCAAUUCUGCUAAAUCGGAAACGAACAAGGAUCCAACUGAGGAAAGUGGAGAAAAUGAAGAAAAAGGUACAAUUAAGAGUCUCAAGGAGAUGUCCUUUGUGGCCACUACAAAUUCAGUAACCGCCGUGGUUGCUGGGAAGGAAGAGAUGAAAGAUGCCGUUGCAAAGGACUUGAACUCGGCGAAGAAUUCACCUUGUGAAUGGUACAUAUGCGACGACGACAGCAGCAGUACCAGAUAUUUUGUCAUUCAAGGUUCUGAAUCGCUGGCUUCUUGGCAAGCAAAUCUCCUAUUUGAACCUAUCCAAUUUGAGGGUCUAGAUGUGCUUGUACACCGGGGAAUCUAUGAAGUUGCUAAGGGAAUGUAUCAACAGAUGUUGCCCGAGAUCAAAGCUCACUUGGAGUCUCAUGGUGACUCUGCAACUCUGCGCUUCACUGGCCAUUCUCUUGGUGGAAGCCUUGCGCUGCUUCUAAACCUCAUGUUAAUCAUACGUGGAGAAGCACCUGCUUCGUCCUUACUGCCCGUUAUAACAUUCGGUUCACCAUCUAUCAUGUGUGGAGGUGAUUCUUUGCUUCACAAAUUGGGUUUGACUAGAAGUCAUGUCCAAGCUAUAACAAUGCAUAGAGAUAUUGUUCCUCGAGCCUUUUCUUGCCACUAUCCUGAUCAUGUUGCUAAGAUUCUAAAGGCGGUGAACCACAACUUCCGCAGGCAUCCAUGUCUAAUGAAACAGAAACUGUUGUAUGCUCCUAUGGGAAGACUAUUGAUCUUACAACCUGAAGAUGAGUUUUCACCGCACCAUCACCUUCUUCCACCAGGCAGUGGUCUCUACAUCUUUGGCAAUUCAUCAACGGAUUCAGAUGACUCUGAAAGGCUACUGCAGGCUGCACGGUCAGCGUUCAUCAACUCUCCCCAUCCUCUCGAGAUUCUCAGUGAUCGCACCGCAUAUGGCUCUGAAGGGGCGGUGUCUAGAGACCAUGACAUGCGUUCCUACUUGACGUCUGUCCGUGCGGUGAUCCGCCAUGAAUUAAUCCUUAUCAGAAAGGUGAAGAGGGAGCGAUGCCGCCGCAAGGUCUGGUGGCCUCUUUUGAUCGCAGUGGGUUCCGACACCACUAAACGGCAUUCCGGCUUUAGCAGCUUUUUCCUAGGGGAAAGGAAUCAAUGAAGCUAUUGGGCUGGCUGAUAGCAUCAAGGCAUGUGCAUAUGCUGGUUAUCAUUUCUUUUCCCCCAAUUGUUACUCUUUGGAACAUUAUUUGUCGUCGAUGUAUAAUUGUUUUCUGGCUUGCAUUCUUUAUUCAUUGUACAUGUUCUUUGAGUAAAUUUGGAAUUGAAAGAAGAAAUACGUUUAUGAAAAAUAGAGAUGGAUGUUUUCGAAUUGCAGCAGAA
Molecule: messenger RNA, 1784 nt
Organism: Musa acuminata AAA Group (dessert banana)
Lineage: Eukaryota; Viridiplantae; Streptophyta; Magnoliopsida; Zingiberales; Musaceae
Product: phospholipase A1 PLIP2, chloroplastic-like
Exons: 5
Coding region: 16-1563 (515 amino acids)
Biological process (GO): lipid metabolic process
Molecular function (GO): glycerophospholipid phospholipase A1 activity
Source: RefSeq, a predicted model, not a curated record